This is a messenger RNA of Xyrauchen texanus (razorback sucker), 2126 nucleotides long. Its product is annotated as CD276 antigen homolog. The coding region runs from base 61 to 1341 and encodes 426 amino acids. Gene Ontology annotation, biological process: cellular response to lipopolysaccharide; immune response; negative regulation of T cell proliferation. NCBI's taxonomy places the organism in Eukaryota, Metazoa, Chordata, Actinopteri, Cypriniformes, Catostomidae. The transcript has 8 exons. Gene Ontology annotation, cellular component: external side of plasma membrane. The record is from RefSeq and is a predicted model, not a curated record.
CAAACAGAGAGAAUCAGAGACAUACAGACGGUGACGGCUGUUCUUCAGUAAUCAGAUGAGAUGUGGUUGUGUGUUUGUCUGCUCGGCUGUGGACUUCAGCUCACUACAGGCUGCACAGGAACUUCAUCACCCAUCAGUUGUUCUCCAGGAGAAUCUGUACUGCUGUCCUGUAAAGAGAAAACCUCACGGGAUGAAAAAAUUGACUGGCAUUACUCUAAACCUGCCUUAAAACCUGAAUCCCCAUUGAAAGACAUUAAACGUAAUACAGACAGAGUUCAGAUUUAUGAGAAUCACUCAUUAUCCAUCUCUGAACUCACUGCAGAGGAUGCUGGGAAGUAUUGGUGUAACACACAUAACUACAUUGAUCUCAUUAUUAUGGGCUGUUUAGUGUCAGAGAACAGAAUUUCAGAGAAGAUCAGCAGAUAUUCAGGAGAGACGGUGCUGUUGAAUUGUUCUGUUAAAUGCAGCGGUGCUCAAUAUUCAGCUGAUCAGUCAAGAUGGAAACUACCAAAACAAAGAGAAAUAAAACCGAAUGUUAAUUCUACAGAUCUGAAUCAGCUCUAUCAGGGCAGAGCUCAGAUGUAUGAUUUCAGAUCAGGAAAUGUUUCUCUGUUGAUUGUUAAUGUGACUGAGGAGGAUGAAGGAUCAUAUUCCUGCUGGAUUAAUGAGAAUCAACACAAGAACUUCAGCCUCACCAUUAAAGGAUGCACACUGUCGGAGACUGAGGUCGAACCCAAAACAAAGUACCCCGGAGAAUCUGUGCUACUGCCCUGCUCAUGCACAGACCCAAAGACCAAACCUAAGACCUUCACAUGGAUCCAUGUAGACUCGAAUGAGACUGAGGUGUCCAAGGAAACAUUACAUUACAAAGGCAGAAUCCACACAUUUCAAGAGGCAAUUCCUUCAAAUCUCUCUCUGUUGAUUUCUAAUCUUACUGAAGAAGACCAGGGGAUGUACAGAUGUACAGUCAAUGGGAAAGAAUCCAUCAACGUAAAUCUCACUGUUACAGGCUCUGUAGAUUUCAGCAAGAAACCUCUGAUUGUGAUUCUGAUCUGUCUGGUGGUUUUGUUCAUACUGGGAGUGUCUGCAUGCAUCUACUGGAGAUAUAAUAGAGCAAACAGAGAAAGAAGCAGAGAAAGCCAAGUAAUCCAGAGAACAGAUGAGGAUGACGUGACAUGUUCCACAGUCGUGCAGAUUAAAGGUAGAAAACCAGAAGAAAGGCAACAAGAGGAUGAUGUCACUUACUCAUCUGUAGUUUACAUCAAUUCACACAGAGCAAGAAUACAUAUUAACUCUGAAGAUGUCAGCAUGUACACCAGUGUGAGAACAGAUAAACAGUAACACGCCUCUAUAGAUAAUGAUAUUUCCUCACUUUCACACAAACUGAUGAUUAACUCUUUACUCACAUUUUUAUAAUAAACUUCUAUUUGCUACGAUUAUUAUACAAUUUAGAUUAAUUCAGUUAAUUUUAUGAUAUUAUCUCAUUUAAAAAACACAUUCCUUUUUUAUCUUUUGGAAUUAUUUAAAAUAGACUAUUCCACAUGCAAGGAUACAUACAAUGGCGAGAAAAAGUAUGUGAACCCUUUGAAUUCAUUAAGUGUGAUCACAUCUUCAUCAAAGUCACAACUAUAGACAAACACAAUGUGUUUGUUUAAUGUUUUCCAUAGAGUAGACUCAUGAACAGAGAUGUUAACCAGUUCCAAUGACUCCUUCAAGUCUUUAUCUGUCACUCGAGUGUUCUUUAUGACCUCAUUGAGCAUUCUGCAGUGUGCCCUUUGAUUCAUCUUGACUGGACGGCCACUUCUAGUGAGAGUACCUAUAGUACUAAAUCACCUCCAUUUAUAGACAGUUUGUCUAACUGCGGACAGAUGAAUAUCUAACGGCCACUUCUAGUGAGAGUACCUAUAGUACUAAAUCAUCUCCAUUUAUAGACAGUUUGUCUCACUGUGAACAGAUGAAUAUCUAACGGCCACUUCUAGUGAGAGUACCUAUAGUACUAAAUCAUCUCCAUUUAUAGACAGUUUGUCUCACUGUGAACAGAUGAAUAUCUAACGGCCACUUCUAGUGAGAGUACCUAUAGUACUAAAUCAUCUCCAUUUAUAGACAGUUUGUCUAACUGUGGACAG